CAGUGUGUCCGGGUCACGAACACAGUGCAGGUAAGGUAUCAAGACACACGAGAGAACGUUCCUAAAUACUAUCCAGAUUUGAGAAUCAAACAAAGACUACGGCGUCUCUGUUGGACGUCAAGUUCGACAAUGGUGAAGGCAAAGAAGUUCGUGAUCGCUGCAAGGUUCGACGGACUGCCGAAGGUGAGCGACUUUCAGCUCGUAGAGGAAGACACGCCGGAACUAAAGAAUGGAGAUCUUCUUUGCGAGACCUUGUUCAUUUCUGUGGACCCAUAUAUGAGGCCUUUUGGCCGCUCCCUAAAGAAGGGCGACACCAUGAUCGGGGAGGUAGUGUCACGGUGGGUGUCAAUGAAUUAUUACGUGAUCGAGUCCAAAAGCAAGAAAUACCCCGUAGGAACCACAGUGCUGGCCGGGUACGGGUGGCGCACACACGCUGUCGUGCACGAGGACGACAAACAUCCUCUCCCCACCGCACAACUUCGGGCGGUUCCCGCAGACUUCCCCAAGGAACUGUCUCCUGGGCUCCUGUUGGGGGUUACCGGUAUGCCGGGUAUGACGGCUUACUUUGGACUCAUUGACGUCUGCCAGGCAAAGUCAGGGGAAACCGCUUUCGUCAACGCUGCCGCGGGGGCUGUCGGGAGUUUGGUGGGACAAAUUGCCAAGAUCAAAGGCUGUAAAGUGAUCGGCUGUGCAGGAACUGACGACAAGGUCACCUGGCUCCGUGACCUUGGCUUUGACUACGUCUUCAACUACAAGACCAAGUCUCUGGGCGAGGAACUCAAGAAAGCCGCACCUGAAGGCAUUGACUGUUACUUCGAUAACGUUGGAGGUGACUUCUCGGUGUCUGUCCUGAACAACCACAUGAAGGACCAUGGCCGUGUGGCCGUCUGUGGGAGCAUCUCCACAUACAACAACCCGGAAGCAAAAGGUCACUAUUUCUUUGAAACCAUCAUCACCAAGAGGCUGAAGCUGCAGGGAUUCUUCGGCGCGGAGUACCAGGCGGACUGGCCGGCCGCUACCACACAGGUGGCGAAAUGGAUCGUGGAGGGCAAGGUCAAGCACAAGGAGCACGUGACCAAUGGAUUUGAUCAGACACCCCAGGCUCUGAUUGGUGUGCUGACUGGCAAGAACACCGGCAAGGCUAUUGUCAAAAUCUAAUAAGUAGCAUCCGUUAAUAACUUCAUCAGGUUGGCAAUUAUUCAUAUAGUAAGGUUUUUAAGGCACAGCCAGGGAGUACUUACUUCCAACGUUUCGAUGUCUUUCAGACACCAUCAUCAGG
Branchiostoma floridae (Florida lancelet) is the source of this 1279-nucleotide messenger RNA. RefSeq names its product prostaglandin reductase 1-like. Bases 130 to 1158 code for a protein of 342 amino acids. NCBI's taxonomy places the organism in Eukaryota, Metazoa, Chordata, Leptocardii, Amphioxiformes, Branchiostomatidae. Gene Ontology annotation, cellular component: cytoplasm. The record is from RefSeq and is a predicted model, not a curated record. Gene Ontology annotation, molecular function: 15-oxoprostaglandin 13-reductase [NAD(P)+] activity; 2-alkenal reductase [NAD(P)H] activity. The transcript has 9 exons. Gene Ontology annotation, biological process: prostaglandin metabolic process.